AUGAGCGAUCCACUCCUCUCCUCCCUCUGUCGCAUCUGCAAUAUCAACGUUCCGAAAUACACGUGUCCGCGGUGUUCGCUCCAGACGUGUUCCCUAGCAUGCUCGCGGCGGCACAAGGCGUGGGCGUCGUGCAGCGGGGUGCGCGACCCGACGGUGUACAAGCCGCGAUCGCAGCUGGCGACGCCGGCGGGCAUCGAUCACGACUAUAACUUCCUGCACGGCAUUGAGCACCGGAUCGAGCGGUCGGAGAAGGAGAUUGUGGAGGAGCGGAGGUUGGUGGAGAAGGCGGAGCUGGAGAGCGCGAGGAGAGGGGAGGAGGGGAGGAAGAGGAAGCGGGAGCCGGAGGCGGCGGGCGAGGCGCAGAUAAAGAGGGCGUUGGAGGGGAUGGGGACGGUGGUGAAGAGGGCGCCGAAGGGGAUGAGGAGGAAUGUGGAGAAUGGGACGAGUUGGAGCAGGAAUCAGAAAUGCAUUUAUUGGCAGGUGGAAUGGAUACAUGGCGAGGAGAGGGUUCUGGGCAAGGCGAUGGGGAAGAGACCGCUUGGGGAAGCCUACAUGGCGUCGCUGGAUGAAGAGAGGAGGAAGAACAUGAGCUCUCAGGAACGGAAAGCGGAGCGCAAGCGUAAGGCUACGGAAUCCAAGCAGCGAUUAGCCAAGAAAGCCAGAACGGACGCCGAGACCGACUUGGAUCUCACGACUGUCCCGAUUCUCCAAGACCCCGAAACGGGAGCAUGGAACUUCUCGUCGAUACUUGCAUCUGUUCCUGAAAAUACAGACACGGCUCUCGAAGGAUCACCCGCGCCGGAGCCGAUCCCAUCCUUAUCCCAUUACCUCUACCUGUACCGGCCACACACACCCUCCACCUUUCCCAAAGUCCUCAUACCUCUCGAUGCCACCCAGCCCCUCGAUACCCUCCUGCGAGGCCGCGUCCUGCUCGAGUUCCCAACCAUCUACGUGCUAGACGAGGCACCCGACGAUCUCCCCGAGAAGUUCAUGCUCGAGAAACAGUAUCUUGCGGCGAUAGGACAGGAGCCUUCGUCAGACACGGAGAUGGAGGAGGCUGGAGAGGGGACGGAGACGAGUAGUAGUGAGGAGGAUGAGACGAGUAGUAGUGGAGAGGACGAAGUGGAGGAUGGUGAGGUUGUGUGA
Amorphotheca resinae ATCC 22711 is the source of this 1146-nucleotide messenger RNA. RefSeq lists its product as hypothetical. Gene Ontology annotation, cellular component: pre-snoRNP complex; nucleus. Gene Ontology annotation, biological process: box C/D snoRNP assembly; maturation of LSU-rRNA from tricistronic rRNA transcript (SSU-rRNA, 5.8S rRNA, LSU-rRNA); snoRNA localization. The transcript has a single exon. The record is from RefSeq and is a predicted model, not a curated record. Lineage: Eukaryota; Fungi; Ascomycota; Leotiomycetes; Helotiales; Amorphothecaceae. The coding region runs from base 1 to 1146 and encodes 381 amino acids.